Molecule: messenger RNA, 1961 nt
Organism: Cricetulus griseus (Chinese hamster)
Lineage: Eukaryota; Metazoa; Chordata; Mammalia; Rodentia; Cricetidae
Source: RefSeq, a predicted model, not a curated record
CAGUGGACGCCAUGCCCCGCCCUCGGAUCUUAAAGGGCGAGAAGCAGCUUCGGUUCUUGGCACUUUUGCUGGGGAGGGGUGCGCAGGCGCAGUGGAGGAGUUCUCCAGUCGGAGUAGUCGCUUGUUAAGUUGCUGCUGUCUGUCCCGGCAGAGGAAGAUAGAGUGCUGAGCGUCCGGUCACCAAUUUGCACUUCACUAGAGCCACUGGACCCGAAAAGUUUGUGAAUAGAGGCUCCUGAGUUUGGGGAGACCCAGGCUUGCAGCGUAGGGGGACGGAGGAGGCUGGAGGGAGCUCCCCCCAUGGAGCCCACUCAGCUUGCAGAGAACCUCAUCCCAAACCAGCAGUCCCCUGUGCCUGAACUUGAGGAUCCUGAGGACCCCAGAGACGAAUCUCCAGACAGCUCUGACACUGUGGUCCUCAGUCUGUUCCCCUGCACCCCAGAGGCCCUGAACCCUGAAGCAGAUGCCAGUGCACCCUCACUACAGGUUCCAGAAUAUUGCCAUCACUGCAGUAGAAGACUCCCAGACCUCAUGAGUACUCAUUCCUGCUCCCCUCUCUCAGACCACAGCAACACUGAUCUGUCUCCUGCCUCUGGCAGUUUCUUGAAGCACUCAACAACCCUCACAAACCGGCAACGUGGGAAUGAGGUCUCGGCUCUGCCAGCCACCCUGGAUUCCCUGUCUGUCCACCAGCUUGCAGCCCAAGGGGAGCUGAGCCAACUGAAAGACCAUCUGCGGAAGGGUGACAACCUGAUCAACAAACCAGAUGAGCGUGGCUUCACUCCCCUCAUCUGGGCCUCAGCCUUUGGAGAAAUCGAGACAGUUCGCUUCCUGCUAGACUGGGGUGCUGACCCCCACAUCCUGGCCAAGGAGAGGGAAAGUGCCCUGUCACUUGCCAGCAUGGGCGGCUACACGGACAUUGUGAGGUUGUUGCUCGAGCAGGACGUGGACAUCAACACCUAUGACUGGAAUGGGGGAACACCACUACUCUACGCCGUGCGAGGGAACCAUGUAAAGUGUGUGGAGGCCUUACUGGCCCGGGGAGCUGACCUCACCACAGAGGCCGACUCUGGCUAUACCCCAAUGGACCUCGCCGUGGCCCUGGGAUACCGCAAAGGUGGGCUGAGGGGCCCUGUGUGGGGUGGCCACAGAGGGGUACACUGGAUGUCACUGAGGGUGCCAGAUGAUGCCUCCUAGCACAGGGAGGCCAGGCACCUCCUCAUCCUGGCUCCUGGCACUCUUGGGCUUUGGUAGGAACACCAGUACCUGACAAGGAUAGCAGCCACUCUGGGGUACACAAAGACACUCAGAGACAAUAGCCCCCCAGCUUAGCCCAAGCCACAGACACACACUCUGCCUCACAGUGCUGGGUGGAGCAUUUCACUGAGGCCACCCCAAACUUUUAUCUAUUUCUGUUGCUAUAACAGCAUACAAGAGAUAAAAAAGUUUUAUUUGGAUUUAUGGUUCUGGAGACUAGGAGAACAAUUGUGUGGCCACAUUGGCUGAGGGUCAGGUAUUGCUUUGCCUCAGUGGAUAGCAACAGCAGGAUAGUGGAGGGGAGCUAGGCAGGCCUUGUCUUAAAAUGGCCUUUUCUCAAGGUAAGUCCUGCGCCUUCCUGCCCACCUGUGAAGGGCCCCAGCCUCCAGGCUGGUCUGAACCACCUUCUGGGUCUCUCUUCAUUGCUGCUCACGGCCUCCAUUUUACAUUUGAGGUUGAGCAGCGCGGUUCCACUCCCCUCACCCACUCCCACCUCCUCCCACAGUGCAACAGGUGAUGGAGACCCAUAUCCUGAAACUGUUCCAGAGUACUCUGGGGCCUGCAGACCCCGAGUGAAGACAGCCUGUUGGGAACCCAGGCACUCAGGGAACAAACCAGUCUCCCACAACUGGCUUGAGGCAGCUCCUGGACAGUGGUGGCAGAGGGCCCUCCCCAACAGGAACCAAUAAAUCUGUGAACUUGAA